UGUUAAUUUUUCGGACAAGAUGGGUGCUUUACACGUACACUGUUUAAUUCUCUCUUUGUGCAUAUAUGGAACAUUUGGCCAUUUAUCUUUACUUGAAAACAAAACUUCUGACAACAAUGGUUUGUUGUCAAGUACUGCAUCAGGAAAAGUGUCCAACGUCUUACGGGACAUUUUGAAUCAAGAAAGUUUGGUCCGCUUUUCAAUGGUACAAAAAAUACAGAAUUUAGUAAUGGAUGCCAUAGACAACAAAAACGAUAGGCAAAUUAUAAUGACGAAGCUAAGUGAAGUGACGAAAGACUUACGGGCCUUGGAGACCAGAAACCAAAUAGUGGAUGAAGAAAACGUCAAAUCUAAAGAGGAAUUGAAGGUCAUUCACAACACGGUGAAUGACAAUAAAAACGAAACAAAAGAAGAAAUUCAGGACUUGAAGACUAGAAACCAGAAAAUGGAGGAAGAAAACGCCAAACUUAAAGAGGAAUUGAGGGUUGUCCACGGUACGAUGAAUACUAAUCGAAACUUUACAAAGGAAGAAAUUCAAUCUCUUGACCAGAAAAUUAAAAGAAACACGUUAGCUUUCCAAAAUGAAAAUCACAGAAUAGCUAUGAAAAAUGCAGAUUUCGAAAAACAGCUUGAUUUGUUUAAAAAGAAAAUCGAAAAUGACUUGAGGAGAGAAAUACAGACAUUGAAAAUGAAGGAACAAAGCACAAUGGAGAAAAUAAACGUUCUAAACGAAUCGCAAAUCUACUUUGCUAAAACUCACCUAGAAAAAAUAAAACAACUUGAUGAUGAUAUAGGUAAUAAAAGUAUGGUUUUCAAAAGCAAUGAUCGUGCAUUGGCAAAAGAAGUUGAGGAUCUCAAAAACCAAAUGGAUGGAAUGAACUCAACAUCACAGAAAAGCAGUGUAAUAAGAAUUUCCGAACGUGUUAAAAACAAUGAGGAAAAAAUAGAAAAUUUCUCGGUAGCUGUAAAAGAAGCUCUAGAUAGUUUUAAGAAGGAUCUGAAUGAAUCGAAUGAGAUCUUGUCAAAAGUGCUUUCUAAUGAUUAUGGUAGUUGCUGGGAAAUUUUACUGACAUUCCCGAGUCUAAGGGGAAGAGACGGAGUAUACAAAAUAACAAUAAACUCUGAGGUCAAGUCUGUUUACUGUGACAUGACUACAGAUGGAGGGGGGUGGACGGCAAUACAAAGAAGACGGGACGGAUCAACAGACUUUUACCGAACUUGGCGAGAAUAUAAACAAGGAUUUGGGGAUCCCUCUACAAACUACUGGAUUGGAAAUGACGCAAUCCAUGAGUUGACAAAGAAAAAAGACCAGGAACUCCGGGUUGAGCUACAAAGAUUUAAUGCCGACAAAGCAUACGCUCAGUACUCCACAUUUUACGUCGGGAACGAAGGCACUAAAUACAAACUCACUGUGACGGGGUAUUCAGGAACCGCGGGUGACAGUUUGACUUAUCCUCACAAUGGAAUGAAGUUUACCACUAAAGACCAGGACAACGACAGGUAUAGUGGUGGUAACUGUGCUGUAUCACGACACGGAGCCUGGUGGUACAGGUCCUGUGCCAACUCAAACCUGAACGGAAUGUACGGACAGUCUGGUGAUUCUGGUUAUCAAUACCCGGUAUGGUACCACUGGAAACGUAAAACUGAAGCAUUAAAGCAGACUGUGAUGAUGAUCAGACACAAAAACUAGAGAUCAUUUAUAAUCAGAUCUGAUAUUUCAUCACAAAUCUGAUAUUUUUUUUUUUUUUUGUCAAACAAACAGAAACUUUUUGUUGUUUUCGUAUUCAAGUAAUAUAUUUUUAGACAAUUACAUUAAGUUCCUUCUUCAAUAUUUCUACCACUGAAUUAAUUUUUU
This is a messenger RNA of Saccostrea cuccullata (small rock oyster), 1855 nucleotides long. RefSeq names its product fibroleukin-like. NCBI's taxonomy places the organism in Eukaryota, Metazoa, Mollusca, Bivalvia, Ostreida, Ostreidae. The record is from RefSeq and is a predicted model, not a curated record. Bases 20 to 1690 code for a protein of 556 amino acids. The transcript is spliced from 5 exons.